Talaromyces amestolkiae is the source of this 1056-nucleotide messenger RNA. RefSeq lists its product as uncharacterized. The transcript has 4 exons. The record is from RefSeq and is a predicted model, not a curated record. Lineage: Eukaryota; Fungi; Ascomycota; Eurotiomycetes; Eurotiales; Trichocomaceae. The coding region runs from base 1 to 1056 and encodes 351 amino acids.
AUGGCGUCUAUGGAAAGGACAGAAGAUGUCUCGCGUCUCAUCGCGCAGUAUUUUGAGUUGGUGGACCUUCGAAACCUGACCAUACCAUCGUCAAAUGUCCUCAAAAACCCCGUUACGCAGAACCGCCUCUACAAUGAGAUGUUCAACGAGGACCCUCUUACUCCUGUCAUACCACCAGCUGCAUAUAGACUGAGACUUUUGAAAAAGAUCAUUGCUGUUAUUGAAAAUGACCAGCAAUGGGACCCCGAGGAGGAUGAAAUCAUUGAGCCCUUGAUGACGGCCAUGACUGAUCUGAUGUCGCAACCGACACAAGAGGACUCCUCCAUGUCAUCGCUAGAUACAUCAGAGCCACAGCUUUCUUUCGUCUCUUAUACUGUUCCACAAGAUGGAUGUCAAGAAAGAAAGCAAAUAACGACAUUUGAAUCAAGAGGGUUAAUUUACGGAUCUGGCUCAACUGGGUUUCGUACUUGGGAAGCUGCUCUACAUCUUGGCACAUAUCUCUCUUCUGUCUCCUCUGAUGGAUCAUCAGUAGUAUCAGUUCGAGGCAAGAGAGUUGUAGAACUCGGCGCCGGGACUGGCUUCCUUUCAUUAUUAUGUCAAAAGUUUCUGGGCUCUGACAGAGUACUCAUGACCGAUGGAAAUGCUAAACUGGUGGAUAUCUUUAACGGGCCAUGUUUAGAACAGAAUGGUUUUGUCAGAGGCAAGGACGCUAUCCAAGGGAAACAGUGGUCAKGGGGCGAGCCACUGUCUGCUGGUGGCACAGAGGAGCAAUUUGAUGUUGCAUUUGGUGCUGAUUUGACCUAUGACAAAGCCAUCAUACCCCUCCUCGUCGACGCUAUAUCUCGUCUAUUCUCAUCUCAUGGCGUGAAACAUUUCGUAAUAGCAGCGACCAUUCGGAAUGAAGAUACUUUCGGGGCUUUCCUUGACGCUUGUCGAGAUCAUCACUUCGCCAUGGAGAAAUCUAGCUUCAAAUCUCCAGCCUUCGAAAAUCAGACGGGAUUCUUUCACUCGACACAUGUGCCCAUCUGGGUAUAUAUCAUAUCACCUUCGUUUUGA